AUGGAGCCCCGCGGCGGUCCCCCGGAGUAUUUCCUCGAGAUCUUUGCCGACUCCAACUCUGUCAAGGAUGUGCUUAAAGGCGUCCUGAACCUCAUCUUUUUCCACCGUUACUUCCCCUCCAUUCGACCGGGCUCGGUGGACAUUCUCGAUCUCACGCUACCAACCGUGAACGACGUAGAACUCGAGACUCUCAUCGACUCGCGAGUAAACGCCUUGGUGCGCCAGCACCUGUCCACAUCGUCCAACUCGUACAGCGCCGGAAAUGGCGUCCGCGGAAGGAUCGCCGUUGAAUUCUUCGAAAAGAAACGGCGCAAGUCUUCCGGGCUAUGGUUUGGCGGCUUGGCCGGCAAGGGCGGCGAUGAGGAGGUAUGCUGGGAGAUUUGGACGUUGGAUGUGACAAUCGCGACGCCGCGGACAGAAUCCGAACGAGCCAAAGUGCGCAAAGCAAUGGAGAACAUGCUCCAAAAGGCGGCGCUGAAAAUCCUCACCAAUGUCAAUCGCGAUAAGGACCAUAUUCCGCCCAUCACAACAAGCGACUCCAAUCCUUUCCCUUACCGCAUCGUCCUCAAUCCUCGGACGGAUAGUUGGGGCAAUCGUAUCAGCUUGUAUUGA
Messenger RNA from Talaromyces atroroseus, 612 nucleotides. RefSeq lists its product as hypothetical. Bases 1 to 612 code for a protein of 203 amino acids. Gene Ontology annotation, cellular component: phagophore assembly site. The transcript is spliced from 3 exons. Lineage: Eukaryota; Fungi; Ascomycota; Eurotiomycetes; Eurotiales; Trichocomaceae. The record is from RefSeq and is a predicted model, not a curated record. Gene Ontology annotation, biological process: autophagosome assembly; autophagy.